Messenger RNA from Liolophura sinensis, 2348 nucleotides. RefSeq names its product PHD finger protein 23A-like. Lineage: Eukaryota; Metazoa; Mollusca; Polyplacophora; Chitonida; Chitonidae. The transcript is spliced from 5 exons. The record is from RefSeq and is a predicted model, not a curated record. The coding region runs from base 1 to 525 and encodes 174 amino acids. Gene Ontology annotation, cellular component: nucleus.
AUGACAGAAGAUAUAUUCAAAGCCCCGAAGACCAAGCGCUCUUUAGUGAAGAAUGACUAUGAGAGUUACGGAUCUCCUCCUAAGAAACCCAGGACCAGAGAUGAUUUUGUUGCUUUUUGUAACAUAGUAUUACAGUACACACAGUACGAAGCUCAGAGGCAAGAGGAAAUGCGUGCUCAGCACAACCUCAGCCCCCUGGACAGUAUAGGUAGCACAGCUGAGAGUUACUCCUCUGACUCUACCUCCUCCAGUUUUUCCUCGUCUAAUCUGGACAGUUCCCAUGUAGACAGACUUGAUGCAGAAGAUGAUUCCUGGGAGCUGAUCACAUGUCACUGUUUGAAACCGUAUGCAGGCCGACCAAUGAUUGAGUGUUCAGAGUGUGAAACCUGGAUCCAUUUGUCGUGUGCAAAAAUCCGCAAAUCAAACAUUCCUGACACUUUUGUCUGUCAGCACUGCAGAGACUCCAAGUUCACAAUGAGAAAAUCCUCUCGCUCAAGGACUGAAACAAAGCGGAUUAGUGUGUAGCCAUAAACGGGCUGGCUCAUUUCUUCUUAGAGCCCAGGACUACUUUUCCAGAAGCCAUCUUGAUACGGAUCAUUUUGUCUCCCUUUUUAUUCUAUAUCUGUACUACAUUUACCAGACUUGGAAUGAACAGGAGCUGUAUAGGACUCUACUAUGUGUUCAGUGUGUGGGGAAUUCUUGACAGUGGAAGAAUACAGUGGUUGGAGACCUCACUUUGUCAGCAAGUCGUGAAGUGUGAAACCAAUCAAAGUGCUUUUUACAUUCCACGAAUCCUCUUGUGUGUAUGGAUGCGUUAGAGACUUAGAGUGGAUGUUGAAGAUUUGUUUGCAAUGAUUAUUUGAAUGAUGAUGAACAGAUUAUAUUUGAUGAUCAUGUGUGAAAGUGCACACCUAAAGCAGGCAUUGGGACCUUACCGGUUAUAUUGCAUGUUUAUAUGAUAGGUAUACUCAGCUUCAAAGAUCUAUUAACAUAAGGUGGAAUGCCAGAAAUAAAGAUUGCCUACACACAAUGGGAACCAGAUAACUUUUUUAUGACUUUUUAAAAGAUAUCAGAGAUUGUCUUCUAUUUUAGAUGUUGACAGUUGGCUAGCACAACAUGCUAUAACUGUACUGACAGGAUUGGUUGUAGAGUAAUAUUUUCUUUUUGAUGGCAGAUACUGUCUAUAUGUUUAUACUGUAUAUGAUUGUAAACCAGCAUUUCAGCAAUGACUUCCAGUUCAUUUAAACUCCUUUACUAUGGAGGAUUUUCUGUUACUAGACUAACCCUGAUCUGUUUGCUUUACCUGAAGAGCAGUUCAUGGAAAUAUCGUCUCAUGAAUUGCGUACAAUAUGGUUCAUGCUCAGUGCACAUCUUUUGUAAAUAUGUCAAUAGCAUGUGUGUCUAGAAGUGUGAUCUCUCCCUUCAUGUCCAUAUUUACAUCCCACAAAUCAAUGUCUCUUAGUCAUAACAUUUCUGAAAUCCCCCAACCCCAGCCUUCCUGUGUAAAUAUUACUUUUUGUCUACUGUGUAAUCCUCUGUGGCUGCACUCAGUGAAGAUGCCCUAAUAUCAUUCAUCGUUAAGUUUUAUGGCAGUUGCAUUUUUUAUAUGCAGCUUGUAUAAAUGUAACUUUUGCAUUUAGUUUGUUUUAUGUGCAGUACAGUGAUACUUAGUUAAAUGACACAAAUUGUUUAUAUUGAGAUAGACUUUUACUGUUGAAUACCCAAGGUUGUACUGUUUCAAUAUACUGGGGCAACAGUAUUGUUUUUGAAUGCACUGAAGGAAUGAUGUGUUCUGCAAGACCUGAACAACCGUGUAUACAGCUAUUCUUUUGUAGUAUUUUGAGUAUAUGCACUUAAAAUAAUAGCCAUACCAUUCACUUCUGAAUUUAAAAUUGACCAUGCACUAUGUUCCCAUGUUUCAAGAAAACAAUCCAUGGACACUGAUACAGUAAAUACCAGUUUUCAAGUACACUGUACUAGUUUUCUUUCUUGACGAAUAAACCAUAAUGUGUCAGUGAUGUGUUUAUGUUUGGUGUCAGAGAGAUCAUUGUCUGUUUGGUCACCAGUUAGCUUUUGUUACCAAAACGUAACAUAUUAUGGAAUCUCUAUUGUACUUAAAUUUUGGAUGAUAAAUAAUCUUACCCUCUGAUAUGAUUCAGUGUAUUAAUAUACAUGUGCAAACAAACACUUGGGUGCACAGUGCCUGAAAGGAUAGGUCAGUUUGAUAUUUAUUUCUCUAAAAUGUACAUGGAUAAGUCUAAGCAUCUUCAGAACCAUUUAUUGUGUUCCUCAGGUGUUUGUUACAUUCAAAUAUGGCAGUUGAAAGUGUAAUAAAGAGGCUAAGGUAA